Fusarium graminearum PH-1 is the source of this 2100-nucleotide messenger RNA. RefSeq lists its product as uncharacterized. NCBI's taxonomy places the organism in Eukaryota, Fungi, Ascomycota, Sordariomycetes, Hypocreales, Nectriaceae. Gene Ontology annotation, biological process: DNA-templated transcription. The record is from RefSeq and is a predicted model, not a curated record. The transcript has 2 exons. Bases 1 to 2100 code for a protein of 699 amino acids. Gene Ontology annotation, molecular function: zinc ion binding; DNA binding.
AUGUCCUGUGAUGAUUAUACAAUGCCAAACGAAUGGAACGAUGCUCCAUCCAUUCCUUCUGGUAUCAGUACUGUCCCCACCUUAUACACCACUGUCGCAAACAAUUCUCCAUCCACCUGGCAACCCACCCAACAUCUAUCCCACGAGAACUUCAGUGGUCUGUUUCCUAUACCGGGUGUUCCAUGGAUGCCUUGGAAUCCUUUGAUGGACAUCUCUUCUUUUCCUUGGUUCACCGAGGGCUUGGAGAUUCCACCGGGCUUUCCUAGCCUGCCGGACCUGAUGGAUACAUCUCCGAUAGUAGUUGAGACCGCAGCUUCACCUGCUACCCACAUUGCCACAGUAUCAGCUCCAACCAUACCACUACCGACGACAAUAGAUAACCAUACUGAUCCUGAGACUUAUAUAAACCCCGAACACAUAUGCUCCAGUUACACAAAGCCAUGCCUUCCCUUUCCCAAGCCCCAAGACAUCGGCAUUCAAAUGGCUAGGGCUGAGCUUUUUGGACACAUCCAUGAUAUUCCGCAACAAGCUAUCGAAGGGUUGAAUAAUUUCUACAAGAUACAACAGCGCGACAAAUUCACUGAAGCCAUCCCUCAUGACAUCGUCCAUGCCUUUGUGGAGCUUUACUUUGAGUACUUUGAUCCACAGUUUCCCUUUCUACACCCCUCUCGCGUAGACGACCCAGGCCUGUCAUGGCUUCUACUGUUAGCCGUAGCGGCUGUUGGGAGCCAUUACUCCGAGAUUCAAGUUGCAGAAGAAUAUAAUCUUGCACUUUCUGAUCUGCUCGCUCGAGCUGUCGAACAGAGUCUAUCUAAUCACAUGACACAAGUCGAAUCUGCUACAGUUCAGAGUGUUUUUCUGUUGCAUGUUCUGUGGAUGUUUUCUAAUUCCCACAGAGACAAAGUCGUACUAAAACACAAGCGAAGCAGUCUUUCAACUCUAUGCUGGGACUUGCUUAGCAGGGCGAAUAAACGAAGACACCUAAGUCAACCUGGCGUUAGUACUGAAGGUGCCUGGCAAGCGUGGCUCACUACUGAAAGUGAGAUACGCCUAGUUACGUGUGUUCGACUCCUGGAAUGCCUAGAACAUAUCUUUCUUUUCAUGCCUUUGGCUAUCAACCUUCGUGACGCUACAAAACAGCUACCUUGCGAUGAAAGGGUGUGGAAGACUCGAAAUGCCCUUGAUUGGAAGUCCAAACUCGAGACUUGCGUAGAGGCGCAACCCGUUGUCAGUGGACAAGGCUGUCGUCAUCGUCACUCUAAUGGGCUGUCUACUAAAGAUCCUUUCCCUUGCAAGGUUGCUCUCAUCGAACUAUAUCUCGAUGAGAGGGAUAUUUCCCACCAACUGCUUACAUCCAAGAUUCUACGGUCUUCAUUUGCAUCAUACUUUGACUCAGAGUCAAGUACUGAUACUCAAAAGGCAUUUGAGAAACUUGAUACGAGGAGCCUUAACCCCCAUUUGGACGGAAUCAUCGAUCAAUUGACAUUUGCAAACUCGGGGACUGGAGGAGAUACGAUAUUCCAUUGCAUUUCGAUUUUACGACUGAUACCAGUACCACUGGAAACACUACAUUUCGCCACUGGAUGGCAGGCAAAUAAGGAACAGAUGCUGGAGUCGAAGAUGCGCCUUAAAGACUUUUUCCAGAAUAACAGUUCCAAGGCGCGAAAGGCUUUGUGGCAUGCGGUUUGCAUAUUCAAGACAACCCGAAACUCACAACGUCUCAUGUGCUACGACGCAUUUAGCCUUAUCUCGGCCAUGGGUUACAUAUACUCUUAUAGCGAAGCACAAUCUUCAAUAUCAGACGCUUCUCCAGGUUCACAGAAGUCGACUCGUCCACCGAUCGUUCGACUCGACCAGCUUAACGAGAAGUCAGACGUUGAACGGUGGAUUGAUAACGACUCUGAAAGUUUGGUCCAUUUAACUGGAGUAGGAUUGCUUGACGGUUCUGAUCAUUGUGUCCGCUUCCUUCGAGAUAUUGAAAAGACAUUCUCCUCUCAAAUUGCUUGGAGGGGGUUUUGUCGUAUCCUAGCUACUUGCCUUUCCCAGUUAAUGCGGGGUGAGAUGCCCUAUUCACAAGAUUAUAACAAGCAUUAUAGAUAG